Impatiens glandulifera is the source of this 1419-nucleotide messenger RNA. RefSeq names its product protein trichome birefringence-like 33. Lineage: Eukaryota; Viridiplantae; Streptophyta; Magnoliopsida; Ericales; Balsaminaceae. The transcript has 6 exons. Bases 39 to 1319 code for a protein of 426 amino acids. Gene Ontology annotation, cellular component: Golgi apparatus. The record is from RefSeq and is a predicted model, not a curated record. Gene Ontology annotation, molecular function: O-acetyltransferase activity.
CCCUCAACCAUUUCCACAUAAAGAUUAUAGAGAGAGAAAUGAAGAUUCCGCCAUUGUUAACAUCAUCAUCAUCUUCGUCUCCCCUUCUGAGAAAAACCCGUCUCUCACCUUACCUAUUCACUCUAUUAGCAUUCAUCCUCUUUGUAACCCUUCUCUACAGCGAAGAUUUCACUUGCAUCUUUGAAGGCCAAUUCACUACUCAUACCCCUCCAAUUCACACAAUCAAGAUGAGGAGAGAGAAACCGCCGUUUGCAGUGGUGGUAGAUGAUGAUCGGAAAUGUGACGUGUUCAGUGGGAGAUGGGUAUGGGAUGAAGAGACGACGCCGAUGUACGAGGAAUCCGAUUGUCCGUACAUACAGCCGCAGCUGACGUGUCAGAAACGUGGUCGGCCGGAGAAGGAUUAUCAACAUUGGCGAUGGCAACCAUGGGAUUGUUCUCUACCAAGGUUUAAUGCAUCAUUGAUGUUGGAAAGCCUUAGAAAUAAGAGGAUGAUGUAUGUGGGAGACUCAUUGAACAGAGGACAAUAUGUCUCUAUGGUUUGCCUUCUUCACACUGUCAUUCCACAUGAAGCCUCCAAGUCCAUGCACACCAAUGGCUCACUCACUAUCUUCACUGCAAAGGAUUACAACGCGACAGUUGAAUUCUAUUGGGCACCCUUUCUCUUGGAGUCAAACUCGGACGAUGCAGUCAUACAUCGCAUCUCAGAUAGAAUCGUUCGCAAGGGUUCCAUCAACAAGCACGGAAAGCAUUGGAAAGGCGUCGAUAUUAUGGUCUUCAACACCUAUCUUUGGUGGAUGACGGGACUUAAUUUCAAUAUCUUGCAGGGAUCUUUUGACGAUGAAGUGAAAGAUAUCAUUCAUGUUUCGACGGAAGAUGCUUAUAGAAUGGCGAUGAAGAGUAUGUUGAGAUGGGUUAAGAAGAACAUGGACCCUAAAAAGACAAGGGUCUUCUUCACUAGCAUGUCACCAUCUCAUUCUAAGAGCAUAGAUUGGGGUGGAGAACAGGGAGGUAAUUGCUACAAUGAAACAACACUAAUAGAAGACGUAAACUAUUGGGGAUCAGACACUCGAAAAAGCAUAAUGCAAGUGAUCGGUGAAGUUUUCGAGACAUCAAAAGUUCCUAUCACUUUUCUUAACAUAACUCAAUUGUCGAGCUAUCGAAAAGAUGCACACACAUCAAUAUACAAACAGCAAUGGAGUCGAUUGACACCAGAGCAGUUAGCGAAUCCGGUAAGCUAUGCAGAUUGUGUUCAUUGGUGCUUGCCGGGACUUCAAGAUACAUGGAAUGAACUACUUUUUGCAAAACUCUUUUAUCCAUGAAAAUAAUAAUUCAUUAUGUUUUGGAACACAUCUCUUUAUAAGAUGUAAAUAAUUCAUUCAGACAAGUAUUGAAAGAAAGAAAUAUGAUUUUGAUUCUUUA